Molecule: messenger RNA, 3680 nt
Organism: Owenia fusiformis
Lineage: Eukaryota; Metazoa; Annelida; Polychaeta; Sabellida; Oweniidae
Source: the annotation of a GenBank genome assembly
AAGGGUAUAGACUAGUGGUGUCAAUUAACCGCUUGAGCAUUAACCGGUUAACCGGGGUUUUUUACCGGUUAAAGUCGGUUAACCGGCGGGAAAUUUGAACUGAUAAUUUCAAAUGAAAUCUUCAUCUUCGAUCUUGAAAGUUGAAACAAAUUGGAAAAAUGAUAUAUCGGCGUUUAUUUUUUACGUUCGUCAAGCUUUACUCUAUUCUAUGUAAGUAAGGGCGGGAAAGCAAUGUGGCAGGGAUUAAAGUUGCUGAUUGGAUGUUUGUAAGGAAUUAUCGGACCUAUCACAUGUAUGAGUAGCUCACAUGAAACUGACGCUUGAAAAACAAACAGAUUAAAAUGCAAAGUAAGCGCGGGAAAGCAAUAUGGCAGGGAUUAAAGUUGCUGAUUGGAUGUUUGUAAGGAGGUAUAGGACUUAUGACAUGUAUGAGUAGCUUACGUGAAACUGACACCAUAAAACCAAACGGAUUAGCAUGCAAAAUAAGCGCAGGAAAUCACAGAAUUAUACACGGUCAACUAACCGCCCAUUAAAACACAGACCGGUCAAGGCAUUAUCGGCGGUUAACCGGUUAACCGGUUAAUACUUGACACCUCUAGUAUAGACACUUGAAAAGGCCAUUUUCGCACUACUUUUGGUGUAAUAAUUCAAUAGAAAAGUAUCCUGUCUGUCCAUCCAUUCUUCUGUCUGGGUGAUAACUUUGAUACUGAAUGAUCAAUGCAGAAGUAUUUUCCAAAUACAGUAAAACCUGUGUAUAGUGAAGAAUGUAUGCUUUGGAUUUGAAGACAGUCUACCUGACAGCUUUUUAAAAUUAGGAGUUUAAUUGAUUCAAAAGUUCUGUUCAAAUUAAGGACCCACAGUUGUUUUUUUUUAUAAAAAGUUGAUGUUUUUUUUAAAUACUACUAGGUUGCUACAAUAUUAUAUGCUGAAUAUUUGCCAAAAUGAGACAAUUCUACUUUCUGGUUAUUUCUGUUAUGAAAGGUUUAAAAUGAGGAAUGAUUCAAUAGAAAAUGUUUUGUUCAUUGGGAUGGCUAUUUUAUAUCUUUUAGCACUGAGAGUUUUUCUACUUCUCUUACAUUUGCCAUUUAUUACAUACGUCAGUUGAUAACAUAAAUAUGUCAGUUAGUUGAUUACAAGCAAUAAAAGAAAUGAUUGAAGUUGUGAGAUUACAAUAUGGAAGAUUUUUUAAAAUUUUAACUGCAGUUAAAACCAGAAGCUGUGAAUUAUGUGGUUGAUACAAGCAUUGUUGAUGAUUCUCUUCUACCAGGAGUCUGAAGCCAGGAAGAAUGUUCUGUUUAUUGUCUCAGAUGACCUGAGGCCUGAGAUAGCAGCACUGUACGAUAAUGGGGCAUAUAGACAAAUGCAUGACAAGAUGUAUACACCCCAUCUGGACGCUUUCACUGAACAGAGUGCUGUAUUCAAGAAAGCCUACGUACAGCAAGCUCUCUGCAGCCCGAGCCGUUCCUCAUUUAUGACUGGUCGACGUCCUGAUACAACAUUGGUUUACAACCUUAAUGACUAUUUCAGAGAUGUCGGGGGAGAUUUCACAACUAUCCCACAGUAUUUUAAGCAACAAGGCUAUCGUACACUUGGCAUGGGGAAGAUCUUUCAUCCUGGGUCUGCUGGUGGAUAUGACGACCCUCCAUCAUGGUCAGAUGAUGAACCAUACUAUCACUCACCUAGUGAUUUAAACUAUUGGAUGCCCAAACAAUUCGAAAAAACCUGGGGUGCCAUCAAUCAAUCUUUGGAACAGGAGCAUCCUUUGGGCGACCAGGAAUUAACUGAUAAUGCGAUAACAACUUUGAGACGUCUCGCACCUAAGGCUAUCAAUGGAGAAGAAAACUUCUUUAUGGCUAUGGGGUUCAGGUUGCCUCAUUUGCCAUUCAUAUUCCCUGAAAGAUACUUCGAGUAUUAUCCUUUGAGUGACAUUAAACAGCCUUCUAACCCAUAUGUCCCACAAAACAUGCCAGAGUAUGCUUGGUCUUAUAAUCGGGAAAUACUUAGAUAUACUGAUAUCGGUGAUUUGGGUCUGUCAGGUAGCCCCAAUGCCACAUGGCCAAAUGAACUGGUUCUAGAUCUCCGCAGGGCAUACUAUGCUUCCAUCAGCUAUGUUGAUGACUUAUUUGGCCAGGUGAUGGAAGAGGUUGAUGCAUUAGGUCUUCGGAACAACACAAUUGUGAUGUUUGGUAGUGAUCAUGGCUGGAAUUUGUAUGAACACACAGCCUGGGGUAAAGGAGAUAACUUUGAACUGUCUACUCGGGCUACAUUAAUGUUCCGUGCCCCUGGCCUUACAGAUCAAGGUUUGGUGUCGAACCACCUUGUAGAAUUUGCAGAUGUUUACUCCACCCUGGUUGAGCUAGCUGAGCUCCCAGCUGUCCCCCUUUGUCCACUAAUUGGCCCCAUCCCACAAGCCUGCACUGAAGGUACAAGCCUUGUGUCCUUGAUGAGCAACCCAAGUCAUCCUGGCAAGACAAAUGUUUUCAUGCAGUACCUCCGUGACAGUACUGACUUUGGGCCAUUAAUGGGGUACAGUAUGCGUACAGAAAGAUACAGGUAUACUGAAUGGGUGUACUUCGACUCGAUCAUUUCCAUUCCUGAUUGGGACCUAAUGUUUGCAAAUGAGCUCUAUGACCACUAUAUCGACCCUGAUGAGAAUGUGAAUCUUGCGGAUGAUGAGGAUUAUUUUAUUUUAGUGGCGCUGUUGAGUGAUGAGUUACAGCUUGGAUGGCGAGCAGCUUUGCCUGAUUAUUAAUACUAUAGAAAUUUGAUGGAAGAGUAUAUGUCAAUAAAAUUCAAAUUUCAAAUCUUCUAAAAAUUUGUUGCAUGUUUUGAUAAUAGGAGAGAUCUUUUUUCUUAUUUUGAGAAGUUGGCCAAAUAUCAAAGAGUUCAUUUUCAUUUGUUCAAAAUCUCGAUAAAAAAUUUCAAAAAGGUCAUUUUGAUUUGUUAAAAAUUGUUAGAGAUCUCGAUAUAUGGCAUUUUUAAAUAAAAUUGCCAAAUAUUAAAAUAAGUUUUUGCUAAUGUUGGAAUGUGUUUUAUUACAUUUGCAGACUUGCCAACCUCCCGUUUUUUUACGGGAAUCUCCCGUACAUUUUUUGUUCUUCCGUAAAAAAUACCAAACUCACCGUUUUCUCCUGUAAAAACUCCCGUAAACUCUCGUACCGUAUUUCUACUAAAAUCUCCCGUAAUUUUUUGUAAAAAUAUGGCCGUAAAAUCUCCCGUAUUCUGGUAUAACUCCCGUAAAAUCUCCCGUAUUCUUGGUAUAACUCUAGUAAAAUCUCCCAUUUUCUGGUAUUACUCCCGUAAAAUCUCCCGUAUUCUUGGUAUAACUCCCAUAAAAUCUCCAUUUUUUGCUGUCGAAAUCUACCGUAUUUAAAAGGAAUUUGACAAAUUUGUGACCUUGAUUAUUGCGGGCACGCUUCUUUCUUUUACUCCAAGAAGGAUUGGCUCCCAUAGUUCACUAUUGAUACUUUCAUAAAUAACUUAAAAGUACUUCAUUCCCAUGAUUCAAAUUGCUUUUCUGCGAUCAGUUUGGUAUAAGUUUGCACACCAAAUGUCCACAAACGGGGGCCAGUUCAUAUUCUGUCAUACUUCUGUCGGGAGAAUACAUUUUGUUUUUAUAUGGCACUAAACAAAAUAUUCCCGCAAUAAAAUAAUGAACUUAAGUGACAUCUAUCUUAGAU